This is a messenger RNA of Penicillium cataractarum, 396 nucleotides long. RefSeq lists its product as uncharacterized. The coding region runs from base 1 to 396 and encodes 131 amino acids. The transcript has 3 exons. Lineage: Eukaryota; Fungi; Ascomycota; Eurotiomycetes; Eurotiales; Aspergillaceae. The record is from RefSeq and is a predicted model, not a curated record.
AUGCCACCUUCAUCACGCACUACCCUAGACGACAUCCUAUCAAAGACCCUCAAUUUUAUUGCCGAUGCCAAAUCGUAUCGCAAUACAUAUGGUCUCUACUCUAUAUCCGUCGACAGUUGCAAUUUGAUUCGAGAUACUACGCUGGUAGCGCAACAGUGGAAACGUUUGAUAUCUACAUACGUGUUUCCUGAAUCUCCCUGUCAAAUCAACCUCCCAGACCAUAUUCGCGAACAGCUACUUGAGCCCGUCGAUGCGAUACUCUCGCCCCCAGAUCCGGAACGAUUAGAUCUAGCUAUCGACUAUGCGUACGAUGUCAUUACGGAAGAUGCUUUGGAUAUCUACCAGCGCCGAACUCAAAUCGUCUAUGCAGCAGUCACUGUCUUUCCCAAGACCUAA